AAUUUCUAUAAAUUGAUCAAAAGAGUCUCCGAAAUAGCACCUUUCUAUUUCAGCUGCCGAGAGGGUUUCGGUCGAAAUCAAAUUCGGAAGACGCGACCGGAGGCUUGCCGUGGAGGAAGAUUUUCCGUUACUGCUUUGAAUCGAUACGCAUAAUCACAAUGUCGACUGGGACUGGCAAUGAAACAACUAAUCCAAAACCAAAGGCAGCUCAGAAAACCAAGGGAUAUCUCAAGCGGAAAAAUCAAGCUGAUUUAACUGAGGGUCAACCAGGGGCAGAAUAUAUAAAGAGAAGGUCAACUAAAAAGAAUACUAUGAAAAUUUGGAAUGCGCUUCCAGAUAAUGCAGUGCUUGGCAAUGCAACUUGUAAUCCUGAAAGUGAUGAUAUCAGAUCCAAGUUUCUCAAGAUGACCCCUAAAGUGCCUACUGCUACACAUGGACAUGAGGAAAAUUUAACUGAACAAGGUUUAAAACAGGGUCCAAAAAGACCACCAAAGAAGGAAGCGAACACAACUGCCAGACAUAUAGCACCCAGUGAAUCAAACUUUGCUGAAAAGGGUCCAAACAAUCCAGCAACAAUGAAAGCGCAGCAAAUUAUCAGACAAAUAUCACCCACCGAAUCAAGCUUUGCUGAAAAGGAAAGAGAAAGAUGUAAAUCUUUGAAAGCGAGAAUAAAGGUACUGAAGGAGCAGAAUCAAAAUCUUAGGUUCCAAGUGGAAGAGGAAGCUGAACUUGCUUCGCAGCUUAAAGAUGCAAACACAAAGCUGUUGAAUGACCUGAGGCGAAAAUUACCUCCAGACGUGAUUGCAAGGCUUGAAGCGGCGAAUCCAGAUCGAGAUUGAUACCUGUCGCCAUGAACAAGUUAUGUCGAAGCUCAAUGACUCAUUAUGCUAAUGCCUGCCAUAAUCAAAUUGGAGAUACUGGAAGUGGAAGAAGACUUGACUGAUUUUUUCCCUCAUCUUCCGUCAAUCGUCAGGGUGGGGCACGCGGCAUGUCUUAAGUCCCUCUUCUCAUAUGAGCGUUUUUCUUUCUUUUGUAAAUAGUGAUGAAGUUGGUCGUGCCUUCUGAGUUCUGACCAUUCUUCAUUUUUCCAUUUAUCAUCGUUACAUCAUCUCAUUUCCGAUCGAGCAUCAAAUCAACCAGAUGACUAGUAGAUUUUAUGGACGGGACAUGCUAAAGUGUAUAAUUGAAGUAAGCGAAAAACCCUGCAGCCUAGAGUAAUUGUUAUCUGUUUGACUACCUCGGGCCUUAGGAUUUCCUUGGGCAUCAUAUAUGCCUUUGAAAAUCGCUGCAAAAACUGUCCUUUUGUUCUGAUAACCUAGGAAAAGGUUUAAACGCG
Molecule: messenger RNA, 1336 nt
Organism: Oldenlandia corymbosa var. corymbosa
Lineage: Eukaryota; Viridiplantae; Streptophyta; Magnoliopsida; Gentianales; Rubiaceae
Source: the annotation of a GenBank genome assembly